Salvelinus fontinalis (brook trout) is the source of this 4614-nucleotide messenger RNA. RefSeq names its product voltage-dependent T-type calcium channel subunit alpha-1G-like. Bases 61 to 4527 code for a protein of 1488 amino acids. NCBI's taxonomy places the organism in Eukaryota, Metazoa, Chordata, Actinopteri, Salmoniformes, Salmonidae. Gene Ontology annotation, biological process: calcium ion transmembrane transport; calcium ion import; membrane depolarization during action potential. The record is from RefSeq and is a predicted model, not a curated record. The transcript has 23 exons. Gene Ontology annotation, molecular function: low voltage-gated calcium channel activity; voltage-gated sodium channel activity. Gene Ontology annotation, cellular component: voltage-gated calcium channel complex; plasma membrane; voltage-gated sodium channel complex.
UGUACAGUACGCAGAAAGCAAGACAUUUUAGAGUGGACUCUGGCAUGCUACUAACAGUGUAUGUGUUUGUUUUGUUCUAGGAUGCUGGAGUACUCUCUGAACCUGGAGAACGUCAGCUUCUCGGCAGUGAGAACAGUUCGAGUUCUGAGACCCCUCCGAGCCAUCAACAGAGUGCCUAGUAUGCGUAUCCUGGUGACCCUGCUCUUGGACACCCUGCCCAUGCUGGGGAACGUCCUGCUGCUCUGUUUCUUCGUCUUCUUCAUCUUCGGCAUCGUGGGUGUUCAGCUGUGGGCUGGGCUACUGAGGAACCGCUGCUUCCUGCCCGAGAACUUCUCACUUCCUCUGUCCAUCGAACUAGAGACCUACUACCACACAGAGAAGGAUGACGAGAGUCCCUUCAUCUGCUCCAUGCCCAGGGAGAACGGCAUGCGUCUGUGUUCCUCUGUGCCCACCCUGUAUGAGGAGGGAGGUCUCCAGUGCCAGGUGAACAUGAAGUCCUACAACAGCACAGACAACACCACCUGUAUCAACUGGUACCAGUACUACAGUAACUGCUCCGCGGGACACGUCAACCCCUUCAAAGGAGCCAUCAACUUUGACAACAUCGGAUACGCCUGGAUCGCUAUCUUUCAGGUGAUCACUCUGGAGGGCUGGGUGGACAUCAUGUACUUUGUGAUGGAUUCUCAUUCCUUCUACAACUUCAUCUACUUCAUCCUCCUCAUCAUCAUUGGCUCGUUCUUCAUGAUCAACCUGUGUCUGGUCGUCAUCGCCACCCAGUUCAGUGAGACCAAGCAGAGGGAGAGCCAGCUGAUGAGGGAACAGCGCGUCCGUUUCCUGUCCAACGCUAGUACUCUGGCCUCCUUCUCCGAGCCGGGCUCCUGCUACGACGAGCUGCUCAAACUCCUGGUCCACGUCAUCCGCAAUGGGUUCAGGCAGGUGGCCCAUGUCUGCCGGGCCGUGAUGCGCCGUGCUGGGAUGAACAUCGCAGCCUCUCCUCCUGCCCUGGAGAGAGAGAGGGAACGGGGGAGCCAGAGAAAGAGGAGGAAGACUUCCAGACAGGGUUCUGUGGUCUCCACAAAAGGGUCUAUGUCCGUUCAUUACUUGGUUCACCAACAUCACCAUCAUCAUUAUCACUAUCACUUAGUGAACGGGAGUGUGCGAGGGAGACUAGGGGGGAGAGGGGUGGCGGGGGUCGGGGGAGGAGGGGGGGAAGUGGAGAUGGGUUCCCAUAGCAACAACGGGGGCACUGGACGUCUCAUGCUGUGUCCUCUUCCGUUGCCGACCUCUGACCUGAACUUGGCAAACCCGGUGUCACCGGCCAAUCCCGCUCUGGGAACCGGUAAAGGCAACUCGUCAUCAGUGCGGAGUACAUUACACACAGACUGCCACCUGGAGCCCAGCACCCCCACACUCCUCGCCCCUACCACUAGCCCCUUCUCUCUGGCCCCUACGCCCAUGUCUAGGCCUAUGAAGAGGAACUCAGUACCGUUCGCUGGUCCCAGACCUAAAAACUACCCCACCCUACAGCCCAACACACUAAUGGAGUUUAGAAGUGGCAGUGUUACAGCUAGUACCAUUAGUAAUAUAAACCUAAAUAUACCCUCUCUACCCCUGGUGAGAGGACCACCGAGUGUGUUAGACACACACACAUCCACAGCCCAGCUCUCACGACAUGACCUGAGUGCCAUCGGAACCCUGGACCCCUCGUUCACCUUUGACCCUGAGUCGUGCCCCUACUGUGUCAAGGCUCUGUCAGGGGAGUCAGAAGGCACUGACGGAAACGAGACCCCCGGGGAAUCCGACAGCGAGGGCGUCUACGAGUUCACCCAGGACCUCCACCACAGGGACCGCAGGGACCGUCGGGACAGCCGUCAGCCCGGGAAGAGGCAGCGAAAGCUGGGUAGCACGGUGGGGAGAGUGGUCCGGGCCUGGAGGCUGGUGUGUGAUACCUUUAGGAAGAUAGUGGACAGCAAGUAUUUUGGAAGAGGAAUCAUGAUCGCCAUUCUGAUUAAUACACUGAGUAUGGGGAUCGAGUUCCACGAACAGCCUGAUGAGCUGACCAAUGCUUUGGAGAUCAGUAACAUAGUGUUCACCAGUCUGUUUGCCUUGGAGAUGUUACUCAAGGUGCUGGUGUAUGGGCCGUUUGGUUACAUCAAAAACCCGUACAACAUCUUCGACGGAGUCAUCGUGGUCAUCAGUGUAUGGGAGAUCGUGGGUCAGCAGGGCGGUGGUCUGUCUGUGUUGCGUACCUUCAGGCUGAUGCGGGUGUUGAAGUUGGUGCGCUUCAUGCCCGCUCUGCAGAGGCAGCUGGUGGUGCUGAUGAAGACCAUGGACAACGUGGCCACCUUCUGCAUGCUACUCAUGCUCUUCAUCUUCAUCUUCAGCCUGAUCCUAACUCAGGAGGACUGGAACAAGGUUCUCUAUAAUGGUAUGGCCUCCACCACUCCUGUGGCCGCUCUCUACUUCAUCGCCCUCAUGACCUUUGGGAACUACGUCCUCUUCAACCUUUUGGUGGCCAUCUUGGUUGAGGGCUUCCAGACUGAGGCUCCGCCUGUCUCUCUACCCUCCACAACCCCGCUGCACGAUGCCACGGCUGUUGAGACUAACCAGGGAGAAGACUCCAAGUCAGUGUCGGAGGCUGAUUUAUCAUCGAGGAGUAUGGAGGACGUGAACGGCAGUGGAAAGGAUGGCUCCCCAGUAGUCCCUAUAAACGGUAAUGUUGACCUGAAGACCAGUCUGACCCCUCCUCUGAUCACCCACACUGCUGCCACCCCCAUGCCCGUUCCCAAGCUGCCCGCCGUGGUUGACCCUGCUCUGGGCUUUGAGUCCCGACCCGGCAGCAACAUCUCCAUGGACCUAGCCUGCUACGACAAGUCUCUGGCAAGUCAAUUCAGAACAAAUUCUUAUUUACAAAGACGGCCUACCAAGAGGCAAAAGGCCUCCUGCGGGGACGGGGGCUGGGAUGAAAAAAAGACCAGUGCCCGUAGCACCUCCCCUUACGCCCCGUGGAGCUCCGCCUCUGGCUGGACCAGCCGUAGAUCAAGCUGGAACAGUGUAGGCCGUGCCCCUUCGCUCAAACGGACAAAGCGUCAGUCUGGCGAACGGCGGUCGCUCCUCUCCGGAGAGGGUGGGUCCAGUUCAGAGGAUGAUGAGGGUGGAGGAGGGGGGACAUCGGAGGGGGAUGAUGUGUCCUUGUGUCGUACCGACUCCAUGUCCCAGUCCCAACACCGACACAGGAGGAUGGAGUCUGUGGAGACCAGGGGGUCCACAGACCUGGCCCCUGACAUACUGCUACAGGUGCCCUUCCUGUAUCGCUCAGCCAGUAUACACAGCUCCAGACCCCCCUCACUAGGAGGCCUGAGAGCCCCAGAACACAGUGACUGUAACGGGAAAGGCACUCUGGCCCCUGGGGGGGCCCUGGCCCAGACACAGCUCUCCCUCGAGGACAACACAGAGGACGAAGCAGCAGAGGAGGAGGUUGUGGGUCGUUUCGCCAGGCUGUCACGCUGGCUGGAGAGGAAACAGCCAGAGUGGUGUCGUCAGAGAGAUACCUGGUCCAUGUACAUAUUACCCCCGGACUCCAGUUUUCGAAUGGCGUGCAACAAGAUAAUAACCCACAAGAUGUUUGACCACAUCGUUCUGGUCAUUAUCUUCCUCAACUGCAUCACCAUCGCCAUGGAGAGGCCAAGAAUAGAGGCAUAUAGCGUGGAGCGCAUCUUCCUCACAUUAUCCAACUACAUCUUCACAGCGAUCUUUGUGGCAGAGAUGACAGUAAAGGUGGCUGCGCUGGGCUGGUUGUUUGGUGAUAAGGCCUACCUGAGGAGUAGCUGGAACCUUCUAGACGGGAUGUUGGUGAUGAUCUCAGCCAUAGACAUCCUUGUCUCAUUGGUAUCCAACAGCAGCCCCAAGAUACUGGGUAUGCUCCGGGUGCUGCGCCUGCUACGGACGCUCAGGCCACUACGUGUGAUCAGCAGGGCCCCAGGUCUGAAGCUGGUAGUGGAGACUCUGAUGUCGUCUCUAAAGCCCAUAGGGAACAUUGUGGUCAUCUGCUGCGCCUUCUUCAUCAUCUUUGGUAUCCUGGGAGUACAGCUCUUCAAGGGGAAGUUCUUUGCGUGUCAGGGAGAGGACGUGAGAAACGUCACUAACAAGUCAGACUGCAUGAUGGCCAACUACAAGUGGGUCAGACAGCAGUACAACUUUGACAACCUGGCACAGGCUCUGAUGUCUCUGUUCGUGCUGGCCUCUAAGGAUGGUUGGGUUGAUAUCAUGUAUGAUGGAUUAGAUGCAGUGGGAGUCAACCAACAGCCGCAGCUGAACCACAACCCCUGGAUGCUCCUCUACUUCAUCUCCUUCCUGCUCAUCGUCAGCUUCUUCGUGCUCAACAUGUUCGUGGGCGUGGUGGUGGAGAACUUCCACAAGUGUCGUCGCAGCCAGGAGGCCGAGGAAGCCAAGCGCAGGGAGGAGAAGAGACUGAAACGGAUGGAGAAAAAGAGACGGAGUAAGGAGAAUGAGAUGGCUGGUCGGUAGUCUUUCCACAUCUUUCUGAGUCCUGCUUGUUUUGGUUUGAUUCGGUUUGAUUUGACCAAAGCCAAGCGAUUGAGGGAACGCGCUAGA